Messenger RNA from Elephantulus edwardii (Cape elephant shrew), 936 nucleotides. RefSeq names its product olfactory receptor 8S1-like. The transcript has a single exon. Lineage: Eukaryota; Metazoa; Chordata; Mammalia; Macroscelidea; Macroscelididae. The record is from RefSeq and is a predicted model, not a curated record. Gene Ontology annotation, molecular function: G protein-coupled receptor activity; olfactory receptor activity. Bases 1 to 936 code for a protein of 311 amino acids. Gene Ontology annotation, cellular component: membrane. Gene Ontology annotation, biological process: G protein-coupled receptor signaling pathway.
AUGGCCUUGAGGAACCACAGCACCAUCACUGAGUUCGUCCUCCUUGGACUAUCUGCUGACCCCAUGACCCAGGCUCUGCUCUUUGUGCUCUUCCUGGGGAUUUACCUCCUGACUGUGAUGGGAAACCUGAUGAUGAUACUGGUGAUCAGGAUGGAUUCUCACCUCCACACACCCAUGUAUUUCUUCUUAAGUCACCUCUCUUUUGUUGAUCUCUGCUUCUCUUCAGUCACUGUACCAAAGAUGUUAGAGAACCUGCAGUCUCAGAAGAAAACCAUCUCAGUUAAAGGCUGUCUAACUCAGAUAUUUUUUGUGAUUAUUACCGGAGGUACUGAAGUCUGUCUGCUUUCAGUGAUGGCCUAUGAUCGCUAUGCUGCCAUUUGUCACCCUCUGCUCUAUGGACAGAUGAUGACUAAACAUAGGUGUGUGCAGCUUCUGUGUGGCUCAUGGAUCAUUGGAUUUCUGGAUGCACUCAUCAAUGUCCUUCUAGCAAUGAAAAUAGACUUCUGUCAUGCCUACAUCAUCCCACACUAUAGCUGUGAGUUGCCGUCUAUCUUCCUUUUGUCUUGCUCUGAUAUCUCCAGUAACUUAAUUGUUAUGUUCUGCUUUUUCAUCCUACAUGGACUUGCAACGUCACUUUCUGUUCUUUUUUCCUAUGUCUGUAUCAUCUUCACCAUCCUUAACAUCAGCUCCUCCUCUGGCAGGAGCAAGGCUUUCUCCACCUGUUCCUCCCAUCUCACUGCAGUGGUCUUCUUCUAUGGGUCAGCAUUUCUCCGCUAUUUCUUGCCAACCUCAGGUUCGCCUCUUGAGUUGAUCUUCUCUGUGCAGUAUGGUGUGAUCACUCCCAUGCUAAAUCCCCUCAUCUACAGCCUGAAGAACAAGGAGGUGAAGAUGGCUGUAAGUAGGACACUAGAAAAUUAUUUAUGUUUUCAAUGUUAG